AUGGCCGAGGACAAGAAGAAGGCAGAGAAGGAGAAGGCGAAGAAGAAGAAGAAGCGGCAGCAGGAGAUUGAGCGCAUUGCCUACCCGUGGGACGACCACGGCUUUCCCAGCCUCGAGCAGAGGAUCAGCGCCCCAAAUAUAGCCGAGGCGCAGAUGGACCCGAAGCAGCUGGCGAGCAUGCGAGCGGCCCAGCAGAAGAAGGUGAAGGCGGCAAUGGGCACGGACCCGGCGGAACUGAAACGGAGGUGGACUAUCCAGGUUUCCAUCGCUGGGAUAGAGAACAACACAAACGACGACUGGGAAGCCUUCUGCGCAUUCUCCCAGGCCGAUGGGAGGGAAGACCGCUCCAAGAAGAACAGGUUGCACAACAGGUUCAAAUUCACGAAGUCCUACGCGGUCCCGGCAGGAUCCACGCGGCGGUUCAAGAAGCUCGAACAGGUUGAGAACAAGAAAUGGGACGGCAGCUACAUAGGCCUCAAGCGGCAGGAAAUCAUCAUCGAUUUGUGGCUGAGUUCAGCUACAAAUUUCAAUCAGCUUUUGGGUACCGCACGUAAGACGCUGUACGAUAUAGCCAACGAUGAAGUGGUUCAGAACUUCUUCGUCAAGCCGACUGACUCAGCUGCUGCUUACAACAUCGGGAGAAUUCAAGUCGACGCAGUCGUUUCGGAGGUAUUCCAAUUCACUAUCAUGGCCAGUAAUUGGCAGUUCCUGCCCAGGCCAGAAUUUGCUCGGUUGGCCAUGAACACAACUGCCGAGAAGAAAAUACGCAUCGCGAUGCCAACUGGGCCAGAUGAGCCGUCCGAUACGUUCGAAACAUCGACAAUUAAAGGGCCAGUCUAUUGUUGGCAGAAGGCCGGCCAGUUUGUUUACGAGGGCACCAAGGUUGGCCUUGGCAUGGAGGCGAUGACCAUAUCCCUCUACAGUGGCGGCUCGCUGCAGGGAAAGGCCGUCGUCAGUCUGGGGGUUGUCGGCGUUUACCCGAUUGCAAUAGGCGUCGUCAAGGCUGUGUCGCCAAAUGCAGAAAAUUUUGUGCAGGGCAAGGUUGGAGGAAGCUUGUCCAUGAUGACGAAGUCGCUAUUGCUGGAUGACAACGUUCACGACGAGGAUCCGAGUAUCCCCCGCCCGCAUCAGCCAGACACGUCUUUAGUCGUCUACCACUUGAGCCCGAAGAUGCAGUAUCUCAUUGUCGACGUUUUUGCAUGCGACGGGUUGCCAGUUGCCGACCCCGAUUAUGGAUCCUCCAACGCUUUUGUCCGGGUCAAAUUUGACAACAUGGUUCAGCAAUCGGCCGUGGUGUACGCGUCGUUGUCGCCGACGUGGAACCAUCGAUUCUACAUGCCCGUCCGCGUCACGGACGAGCAUGCUCAGGACAAAUCCUCAGUACUACCAGCAGCUGCUCCCUCGCGAGAUGGAGUCCAAGGGCUACCUGGAGAUCCAGAUAUGGCACUUCGACGCCGUGCCCACGGAGUUCUUGGGCGAGUUCAAGCUCGACCUGAACAAGACCCGCUACGGCAAGUCGGCCAAGAGAGCGGCGUGCGAGACGGCGACCAAGCUGACUGUUCAGGACGAGCAGGGCGGGCACCAGGACGACGACAUCGUGGUUGGAGUGGACCCUGGGCUCAGCAAGAAACACAAUACCCUCGUGUACGAGGGCAGGCGCGAGAAGCUGACCGGGUCGCCACUGCAGUCGCUGCAGCGAGCCUCCGUGAGUUUCGACACCUUCUUCAUCCCCGAUUUCCCACCGGAUUUCAAGUACCUGGAGCAGCCAGCUCCGCCCGCAGAGGAUCCCUUCCAGGAGUGCUACGACAAGUGGGACAGCGCUUGGGCUAA
This is a messenger RNA of Prorocentrum cordatum, 1830 nucleotides long. The record is from the annotation of a GenBank genome assembly. NCBI's taxonomy places the organism in Eukaryota, Dinophyceae, Prorocentrales, Prorocentraceae.